Messenger RNA from Fusarium graminearum PH-1, 336 nucleotides. RefSeq lists its product as uncharacterized. NCBI's taxonomy places the organism in Eukaryota, Fungi, Ascomycota, Sordariomycetes, Hypocreales, Nectriaceae. The transcript has 2 exons. Bases 1 to 336 code for a protein of 111 amino acids. The record is from RefSeq and is a predicted model, not a curated record.
AUGCCCCAGUCGUCCAGCACCCAUGCACCCACCACCAUCGGGCAAGUGCGGCGGUCAGCUUUGAGCUCAAGAUAUCGAUUGUACGAGGACAUGAUGGCUUCUUCUUGUGCGAUAUUGUCCAUGUCUUGGAAACUAAGAGUAGGUUUCGCUUUUUUCUUUAUCCCAUGUGUACUCGACGAUGAAGAUUACAAAGAGGCACGUAAUAAUUAUUACGAGGCAUAUACAGGAGUCCUACCACCGCCAAACGACUUCCCAUUUAUCGCAGAAAAGAAGCUACUUCCUGACAUUUUUAUCGUUAUUCCCCUCCUUUCAGAUUUGCAUAAGAACCAUGACUAA